GGUUGUUCUGCGCAAGUACACACAAAAAGAAUCCUGCAAUCGAGCAGAAUUUUCAUAUUUAUUUUCAUCUCAGAAAAAAUUAAGAUCUCUUGCGAGCACAAUUUUACGUCAAUUAACUGCAGAACGUUUUGCUAAGUCAUCUAAUAGAAAUGGCGAGCUCGGCGAGCGACAAUCAGCGCGAGAUUGCCCGCAAAACAUGGGAGUUGAGCAACAACAUCGAAAACGUCAACUCGAUCGACGACGUCUACCGCUACGACGACAAGCAACAAAAGGACAUUCAGUCCGCCAAACCGUGGGACAAGGAUCCGCACUUCUUCAAGGAUAUCCGAAUUUCCGCCCUGGCGCUGCUCAAGAUGGUGAUGCACGCCCGAUCCGGCGGCACCCUAGAAGUGAUGGGACUGCUCGUCGGCAAGGUGGACGGAAACACGAUGGUCGUGAUGGACUCGUUCGCCCUGCCAGUCGAGGGCACCGAAACCAGGGUCAAUGCCCAGGCGCAGGCUUACGAGUACAUGACCCAAUACAUGGAGGCGGCAAAGAAGGUUGGACGGUUGGAAAAUGCAAUUGGUUGGUACCACAGCCACCCUGGCUACGGCUGCUGGUUGAGCGGAAUUGACGUCUCCACGCAAAUGCUGAACCAAAACUUCCAGGAACCUUUCGUUGCCAUUGUGAUCGAUCCUGUGAGGACUAUUUCGGCUGGAAAAGUCAACCUGGCUGCUUUCAGGACAUACCCCAAGGGCUACAAAGCUGCCAACGAUGAGCCUUCCGAGUACCAGACGAUUCCGCUGAACAAAAUUGAGGACUUCGGCGUGCACUGCAAGCAGUAUUAUGCACUUGACGUCACUUACUUCAAAUCGAGCCUGGACAGAAGACUGCUCGACUCUCUGUGGAACCGCUACUGGGUCAACACCCUUGGAUCAUCUUCACUCAUCACUAAUGCUGACUACACAACUGGCCAGAUUUUUGACCUCUCAGACAAACUGGAGCAAGCGGAGACGGCGUUGGGCAGAGGCAACUUCAUGAUGAUCGACCCGCACGAGAAACGAACUGAGGACAAGUUGGGCAAGGCGACCAAGGACAGCAGCAAGACCACCAUCGAGGUCAUCCACGGCCUGGUGGCGCAGGUCAUCAAGGACAGACUCUUCAACUACCCCAGCAACUCUUGCAACCCGAAACAGGCGUGAAAAGGAAAGAAACCAGCAAAUUUGUAAAUGACACUCAAAAUUUAUAUGUUUAUUCGUGGCAAGGUUUCAUUGUCGCUUAUCCUUACAAAUAAAUAGUUUUAAAAUCA
Messenger RNA from Neocloeon triangulifer, 1288 nucleotides. RefSeq names its product COP9 signalosome complex subunit 5 (gene CSN5). The record is from RefSeq and is a predicted model, not a curated record. The transcript has 5 exons. Gene Ontology annotation, biological process: protein deneddylation. Gene Ontology annotation, molecular function: deNEDDylase activity; metallopeptidase activity; protein binding. Gene Ontology annotation, cellular component: cytoplasm; COP9 signalosome. NCBI's taxonomy places the organism in Eukaryota, Metazoa, Arthropoda, Insecta, Ephemeroptera, Baetidae. Bases 150 to 1181 code for a protein of 343 amino acids.